AUGCGUUUCUUGUGUCUCCAUGGCAUGGGGACGAGCUCCGACAUCUUCUCCUCGCAACUAGGUGUCAUUAUCGCCGAUCUAGAGCGCCUAGGCCAUGAAUUCGUCUUUGUCGAUGGAUUGCAUGAGUGUAAUACGUCUUCCGAUGUGGCUGCUGUCUAUCCGGGGCCGUACCUGUGCUACUAUCCCCUUCCGACUCCUGAAUUAGUCCGCGCUGCCCACGAACAAAUUUUUGAUGCUAUCGCUGAAGAAGGUCCUAUCGAUGCUAUCAUAUCCUUUUCGCAAGGCGCAGCUCUAGCUGCAUCUAUACUCCUUCAAGAUGCGAAGGAGAAGCCACACGAGGAUAUGAUUGGAUUGGCCGUUUUCAUUUCGGCUAGUCUACCGUUCGAUCUAGACGACGAGACGGGCGCAGAUAUCUGGCGAUCGACUCAAGACAGCGCCAAGCGUUCCCUCGCCGCAGUGUCGGACCCUUUAGCAUCAUCACAGAACUUCGCCAAACAAGUCCCUACUGGAAACGUUCGACCGGGAGAAUCUUGCGGCGAGUUGAGCUUCGAUAACGCGCCAGGUAUUCCAGAUGACCCAUACAAUUUCGACGGACAAUUGCUUCGGCGCUAUCACCCAAUGGAACUCCCUUUUGGCAUGCAGAUACAAAUUCCCAGUCUACAUAUUUUCGGGAACAAUGACCCGUAUGUGGGACAGGCGCGAUUGCUCGUGGAGCUUUGUGAUGAGAGAAUGAGGAGUUCAAUAACCCAUUCUGAAGGGCAUUCGGUCCCGAGAGGUGCUACAUUUCGACAGAAAGUGGUGAAGGCUAUCUCAAGUAAGGCAGAUGGCGCGAGCUUUCAUAGGCAUUAA
Molecule: messenger RNA, 849 nt
Organism: Penicillium angulare
Lineage: Eukaryota; Fungi; Ascomycota; Eurotiomycetes; Eurotiales; Aspergillaceae
Exons: 2
Coding region: 1-849 (282 amino acids)
Cellular component (GO): cytoplasm; nucleus
Source: RefSeq, a predicted model, not a curated record